This is a messenger RNA of Leucoraja erinaceus (little skate), 10643 nucleotides long. RefSeq names its product receptor-type tyrosine-protein phosphatase delta-like. Gene Ontology annotation, molecular function: protein tyrosine phosphatase activity; protein binding. The transcript has 37 exons. Gene Ontology annotation, biological process: protein dephosphorylation. The record is from RefSeq and is a predicted model, not a curated record. Bases 1027 to 6807 code for a protein of 1926 amino acids. Lineage: Eukaryota; Metazoa; Chordata; Chondrichthyes; Rajiformes; Rajidae.
AGCUCUCUCACUAACUUCCCUUUCUUACUCCGACUCAAGCUAAUAACAGUCUGGAAAUCUUCCGGGGAAAGGUUCUUGAGAGGUUUUUGGCGUUGCUUGAAUGCAAACUGUUCUUAUACGCGCAUCCAAAUGUUGCUUUAUUUCAAGUUUGGGUGGUAAUUGUGCAGUUCCGCGAUUGUGUGCUUUUAGUGUGGCGGGAUGUGAAAUCCUACAGGUCAGUGUGUCUCAGUACAAGGAAAUAUCGGACAGGGUAGUCGCUUCUGCUUUCAUCCUACCCUGGGGCUGAUGAAAAGCCCGCUGUUGACUGGAGUUGGGUCUAGCUUGGACCGUGAGAGCGGUGGGGAGGAGGGCUGGCUCCGUGUUCAUUGCGUGAGCGGCGUGGCCGGGUCUCCGGGCGAGUUCUGUGCGCUGUGUGCCCAGUCUGAACCGUACAGAGGAGAGGAGAGCUGGUGUGUUCUGAUGUGCCUGACGUCAGCCGCCUGACCUCUCCUCCUCCUCCUCCUCCCCCUCUCUCUCCAGAUGCUUCAGAGAGACUGUGAGAAAGAGGACUAAGUGAGGGAGACGGAGACGAGAUCCUGGAGAGUGAGAGAGUGAAGCGCCGCCUGCCUGCUCCGCGUUAACUCAUUGCCUGCGAUCCGCAGCGGUGGGAAGGAGCGGACGCACUGGGACUCCCGGUCACGCUCGCACUUCUGAGCGUCCCCCCUCCCACCCCCCCCCCCACCCCCCCUUUCAUUUACCCCACCCCUCUACCCCCCCAUCUCCCGCAGACACAGCUGUGCUCCCACACGUUUCGCCGAGGAAGCCUGCGACCCGCUUAGAUGUUGGAUUACUCGGGGGCCGGAGACUGUAGCCCUGGAUUAAGGCAGCCACAUAGCUAUGCCGAAGAGCGGCUUGGUGCUUCCAACACGACUGGCAUGCUGAGGUUCUGAACACGCAUCGAUAGUUUCACACUGCACUUACUUGCAGCAGCUUGUAAGACAGUGAGAACGAGGCUGGCAAAGGCUGCUGGUGCCAAGCUGUCGGAUAAUGCAUAAAAUCAGGACACUGGUUGUGUUCCUUUGCUUCUUACUCCAUGCUGAUGCUGAAGCACCACCAAAGUUUACAAGAACUCCCAUUGACCAGACGGGAGCCUCUGGAGGGGUUGCGUCAUUUAUCUGCCAAACCUCAGGAGACCCAAGGCCGAAAAUUGUAUGGUCCAAAAAAGGAAAGAAAGUCAGCUCUCAGAGAUUUGAGGUAAUAGAGUUUGAUGAUGGAUCUGGAUCUGUUCUUAGAAUACAGCCAUUGCGGACACCACGAGAUGAGGCUAUUUAUGAAUGUGUAGCCUCCAACACUGUUGGAGAAAUAAGUGCGACCACCAGGCUCACAGUGUUACGUGAGGAUCAGCUUCCUGUAGGUUAUCCCACGAUAGACAUGGGCCCUCAGUUGAAGGUGGUUGAGCGAACACGCACAGCCACCAUGCUGUGUGCGGCAAGUGGUAAUCCAGAUCCUGAAAUUACAUGGUUCAAAGACUUCCUGCCUGUUGAUACAAGCAGCACUAAUGGACGCAUCAAACAGCUACGGUCAGAAUCCUUUGGUGGUACGCCAAUACGAGGUGCCCUCCAAAUCGAGAACAGCGAAGAGUCGGACCAAGGGAAAUAUGAGUGCGUGGCAACAAACAGUGCUGGUACACGUUAUUCUGCCCCUGCCAAUCUAUAUGUGAGAGUUCGGCGUGUUCCACCAAGAUUUUCUAUCCCUCCGACAAGCCACGAGAUUAUGCCCGGUGGAAGUGUAAAUAUCACCUGCGUCGCCGUGGGCUCCCCAAUGCCUUAUGUGAAGUGGAUGCUGGGUGCAGAAGACCUGACUCCUGAAGACGACAUGCCGAUCGGACGUAACGUUCUGGAGCUCAACAAUGUCAGGGAGUCUGCCAAUUACACCUGUGUGGCCAUGUCGACACUCGGAGUUAUAGAGGCAUUUUCAGAAGUCACUGUUAAAGCUUUGCCGAAACCUCCAGGCACUCCAUUUGUAACUGAAACCACAGCGACGAGUGUCACAUUGACUUGGGACUCAGGAAACCCAGAGCCUGUGGCUCACUAUAUCGUGCAGCACAAGCCCAAGCAUUCAGAAGGGCCGUUUGAGGAGAUCGAUGGAGUAGCUACAACAAGAUACAGUGUUGGAGGACUGAGCCCUUACUCAGAUUAUGAAUUCAGAGUUAUCGCGGUGAACAAUAUUGGUCAAGGGCCACCGAGCGAAGUGGUGGAGACACGAACAGGUGAGCAGGCUCCUUCCAGCCCCCCUCGGUCUGUGCAGGCACGGAUGCUGAGCACCACCACCAUGUUGAUUCAGUGGGAGGAGCCGGAGGAGGCCAAUGGGCAGAUUCGCGGAUACAGAGUUUAUUACACUAUGGAUCCCAACCAACACAUUAACAACUGGCAGAAGCACAACGUUGAUGACAGCAUGCUGACAACAAUUGCAAACCUCACCCCAGAGGCGACUUACACCGUACGUGUCCUGGCUUUCACUUCUGUUGGAGAUGGACCACAUUCACCUGAGAUACAGGUUAAAACUCAGCAAGGAGUUCCAAGCCAACCAAAUAACUUCAAGGCAGAACCAAAAUCAGACACAAGCAUAAUGCUAUCGUGGACGCCGCCACGACAAGACACCAUUAUCCGAUACGAGUUGCAUUACUUAGAGAGAGAGGAUGGCCAAGAGCAACUCGUCACAUUCGAGCCAAAGACAUCCUACCUUUUAGAAGAUCUCAAACCAAACACCAUGUACCAGUUCCGUCUGGCUGCUCGGUCUGAGCAUGGCCUUGGUGCCUCAACUGCGCAGACUUCAGCCCAAACCAUGGAAACUAAGCCAUCAGCCCCGCCUCAGGACAUCAGGUGUACUAGCCCAAGUUCUACGAGCCUUUUGAUAAGUUGGCAGCCGCCACCAGUGGAGAACCAGAACGGCAUCAUCACCAAAUACUCCAUCAAAUACACGGCUAAUGGCCGAGAAGACAGCUCACCCGCCGAGAUCUUGGAUAUUCCGCCGGAUACCACACAGUACUUGCUUGAACAGUUGGAGAAGUGGACUGAUUAUCGCAUCAUUAUGGCAGCCCACACCGAUGUUGGACCCGGUCCAGAAAGCUCUCCCAUACUGAUUCGCACAGAUGAGGAUGUUCCCAGUGGUCCUCCUCGAAAAGUCGAGGUAGAGGCUUUGAACUCAACAGCUAUUACAGUGUUGUGGCGCUCACCCGUUCCAAACAAGCAGCAUGGACAAAUACGGGGCUACCAGGUCCAUUACGUAAAGAUGGAACAUGGAGAACCAAGAGGACAACCCAUGCUCAAGGACAUCAUGCUGGCUGAUGCGCAGUGGGAAACUGAUGACUCUGCUGAACAUGAGAUGAUUAUUUCAGGGCUUUUGCCUGAAACUUCCUACUCAGUCACCGUGACAGCUUAUACAACAAAAGGUGAUGGAGCUCGCAGUCGUGCCAAGCUGGUGGCAACUACUGGUGCAGUUCCUGGAAGGCCUAGGCUAUUGGUUAGUCACACGCAGAUGAACACAGCUCUCAUUCAGUGGCACCGUCCCGUGGAAACCUUCGGCCCAGUUGUGGGUUAUCGUUUAAAAUUUGGGCGCAAAGACUCUGAACUACUCACGACGUUGGAAUUCACUGAGAGAGAUGACCAUUACACGGCGACCGACAUCCACAAGGGCACCUCCUAUGUCUUCAAGCUCUCUGCAAAAAAUAGAGUUGGUUUCGGGGAGGAGAUAGUGAAAGAAAUCACAAUCCCAGAAGACCGACCGAGUGGAUUUCCCCAGAACACGCAUGCCAUUAGCUCCUCGGCCACAAGUAUUGAGCUGAAAUGGCAGCCUCCUGUGUUGGCAGAGCGGAAUGGUUUAAUCACUGAGUACAUCUUGCUGUACAGAGAUAUCAACAGCCCAAACAAUCCUAUAGAGAUCUCUGUGGCUUCUCCUGAGACAACAUUGAAGCUCACCAACCUUAAACCUGACACCACUUAUGAUAUCAAAGUGCGAGCUCAUACAAGUAAAGGUCCUGGUCCAUAUAGUCCUAGUGUUCAAUUCCGGACACUGCCACUGGAUCCAGCAGUGUUUGCAAAAAAUUUUCAUGUAAAAGCUGUAAUGAAGACGUCAGUUUUAUUAACGUGGGAAAUUCCUGAAAACUACAACACCGCCAUUCCUUUCAAAAUCAUCUAUAACAAUGACCACAUUGAAGUGGACGGCAGAGCUGCGCAGAAACUGAUCACCAAUUUAAGCCCCGACACGUCGUAUUCGUUUGUGUUGACCAAUCGCGGGAACAGUGCUGGAGGAUUACAACAAGUGGUCUCAGCGCACACAGCACCGGACCUUCUCCGUACCAAGCCAGUCUUGAUUGAGAAAACCAACUCAGAUGGAAUGCUAACCGUCGAAUUGACAGCAGUGCCAACGCCACCAGCCCCUGUAAAAGGCUAUUAUAUUAUUGUUGUGCCUUUGAAGAAAUCCCAUGGAAAGUUUAUCAAACCCUGGGAAAGUCCCGAUGAAAUGGAUUUGGAGGAGUUACUGAAACAAGUUACCAGGAAACGAAGAAGUAUUCGCCUAAGAAGGCAUGCAGAUGUCCUUAAGCCAUAUAUUGCAGCCCAUUUUGAGGUCCUUCCCAAUGAAUUUACCCUUGGUGACCGGCUCUUUUACAAUGGAUUUGAAAACAAACGCCUUCAAAGUGGUCAAGAAUAUGUUUUCUUUAUUUUAGCUGUGCUUGACAGUCCAGAAUCUAUGAUGUAUGCCACCAGCCCUUACUCCGACCCUGUGCUGUCAGCAGACCUUGAUCCUCAGCCCAUAACAGAUGAAGAGGAAGGAUUGAUAUGGGUGGUUGGCCCUGUCUUGGCCGUUGUGUUCAUCAUCUGCAUUGUCAUCGCAAUCCUCCUGUAUAAGAGCAAGCCCGACAGGAAACGGACGGAGUCUGACUCGAGAAAAAGCAGUAUUCCCAACAGCAAGGAAUUACCUUCCCAUCACCCUACAGACCCUGUCGAAUUAAGACGACUCAAUUUCCAAACUCCAGGUUCAGGUGUCUCCAGUUACCAUGGUAACCUUCAUUCGACAAGCAUGGCCAGUCAUCCACCGAUCCCCAUCUCCGAGCUUGCUGAUCACAUUGAGCGGUUGAAAGCCAAUGACAACUUGAAGUUCUCACAGGAGUAUGAGUCUAUUGAUCCUGGCCAGCAGUUUACAUGGGAACAUUCAAACAUGGAGGUGAAUAAACCAAAGAACCGGUAUGCCAAUGUGAUAGCAUACGACCACUCACGUGUUCUUCUCUCAGCUAUUGAGGGCAUUCCAGGAAGUGAUUACUCUAACUCCAACUACAUCGAUGGCUAUAGAAAGCAAAAUGCCUACAUUGCCACACAGGGGCCCCUGCCCGAGACGUUCGGAGAUUUUUGGAGGAUGAUAUGGGAGCAACGAAGUGCAAUUGUUGUGAUGAUGACCAAACUGGAAGAAAGGUCACGGGUGAAAUGUGACCAGUAUUGGCCUUCCAGAGGUACAGAAACCUUGGGAUUAAUCCAAGUCACUCUGCAGGAUACAGUUGAACUGGCAACCUACUGCGUGAGAACAUUAACAUUAGACAAGAUUGGCUCCAGUGAAAAGAGGGAAGUGCGACAAUUCCAAUUCACAGCGUGGCCUGAUCACGGGGUUCCAGAGCACCCUACGCCAUUCCUGGCCUUCCUACGGCGUGUGAAAGCUUGCAACCCUCCAGAUGCUGGGCCUAUGGUUGUACAUUGCAGUGCCGGUGUUGGAAGGACCGGAUGUUUCAUUGUAAUAGAUGCCAUGUUAGAGAGAAUAAAGCAUGAGAAAACUGUAGAUAUUUAUGGUCACGUAACGCUAAUGAGAUCACAGAGGAAUUACAUGGUACAGACUGAGGACCAAUAUAUCUUUAUUCAUGAUGCACUGCUUGAAGCAGUGACUUGUGGAAAUACCGAAGUGCCGGCCAGAAACCUGUACGCAUACAUCCAAAAGCUGACACAAGUGGAGCCGGGAGAAAACGUCACCGGCAUGGAAUUGGAGUUCAAGCGUCUAGCCAACACUAAAGCUCACACAUCAAGAUUCAUUAGUGCCAAUCUUCCAUGUAACAAAUUCAAGAAUCGCCUUGUUAAUAUUAUGCCAUAUGAAUCCACAAGAGUAUGUCUACAGCCAAUAAGAGGAGUUGAGGGCUCGGACUAUAUCAAUGCCAGUUUCAUUGAUGGGUACAGACAGCAGAAAGCCUAUAUAGCCACGCAAGGGCCCCUAGCUGAGACAACAGAAGAUUUCUGGAGAAUGCUUUGGGAGCACAAUUCAACCAUUGUGGUUAUGCUAACCAAGCUCAGAGAGAUGGGCAGAGAGAAAUGUCACCAGUAUUGGCCUGCAGAGCGAUCAGCGAGGUAUCAGUAUUUUGUAGUUGAUCCCAUGGCAGAGUACAACAUGCCUCAGUACAUUCUCAGAGAGUUCAAGGUCACGGAUGCAAGAGAUGGUCAGUCACGCACGGUGAGGCAAUUCCAAUUUACUGACUGGCCAGAGCAAGGAGUGCCAAAGUCUGGAGAAGGGUUUAUUGAUUUCAUUGGGCAAGUACACAAGACAAAAGAGCAAUUUGGCCAGGAUGGACCCAUCAGUGUUCAUUGUAGUGCUGGUGUUGGGAGGACUGGUGUUUUCAUAACACUUAGUAUUGUAUUGGAAAGAAUGAGGUAUGAGGGUGUUGUGGAUAUCUUUCAGACUGUCAAAAUGCUUAGAACACAACGGCCAGCUAUGGUACAAACAGAGGAUCAGUAUCAGUUCUGCUAUCGAGCUGCACUGGAGUACCUUGGAAGCUUCGAUCACUAUGCAACGUAAAACCUGAUCCACCUUGGAUUUACAGUAGGCCACAUAAGAUCCAGAAAGCCUCUUCUGAGCCAUACAAUGUGCUUGAGAAGUUCUACUUACUCCUAGCUAAAGAUAAAUUAGUGGGGGGGAGGGGAAAUUAAAAAAUAAACUAUUCCAGGUGGACCAAGAAUUGGCAGUUUAAUAACCUACUUGAGAAGAAGAGGAGAAUCCUUCAUGAUGAGGCAUCAGAAGGAUUGUUCAGACAACUCAAGGAUUCAACUUUGAUGAUUGAAGUGGAGGGAAGCCUAUUGCAGAAGACGGAGAUUGUGCUAAGGAUUAUCUGAGAACUGUGGAGAAUGGAUUGCAAAGCUGAAUCUUGAGAGUACUAUGCCUGCAAAGGAAUGAAAAUGUUAUGAAAAGGCCAGUUCCUGACAUAAGAAACUAGUAGGACCCGUUUGCUUCGAUAUCACCCCUUUCCACCAUUUGCUCAUACUAAUUAUUAAGAGGGAGGGAAUGUUCAAAUUACUGAUUUAGUUUUUUAGUACUGUAAUAUACUGCUGACCUGUGCUUCAUUUUUAACUGUGUAAACUUCUUUCCCUUUUUUAACAAAAGUUUAUCAUUCAAUGAAGUGAAUUUAAAAAGUUGCUUAUUUGUUCAUGUUUUUUCCAGACUGUAGCUUUUUUUAAGCUGUAGAAAUGAUGUACGUAUCUGGCUGUAGAAACGGAAAUAAUUUGAAUUUUUUGAUGCACAUUUUUUUUUGUGCUGUCCUUUUAUUUAUCUUACCACAUAAUGGUCUGAUUGAGUUUUUCAUUUCAAUGAAAGUUGCCCUUAGCAGUCAGUUAAUAAACAAAUCAACUCAUAAAUUUCAAUGAAAAAGGGCCUUUAAGGAAUCAACAGGGAGGGGCAAAGUAUAAAGCUACUGCUACUGAAUUCAUCAGAUCAUCCAUGUCAAAGAUUUUAAGAUGUGGUUGAAUAGCUCACCAAAUAUAUCACUGGUAACCUCCAUCUGAAUAAUAAUUAGUUGUCUAGGCUUCCAUGAUGAGAUGGUGAAAAGUUAGUGUCUACUGGAAUGCACAUCAAUGAACUCAGUAAUCCAUGUUUAAUAGGUUCGUAUGAUAUACUGAAACGUAUCUUUGCACAUGUACGCAAUAAAUUGCAUAUAAAAAAAGCAAAUAAGUUUUAAAAUAUUUAGCGUGGGACUUUCAUUUCGCUUCUAUACUUUAUAGUGAGCAUGUUGUUAAAUAUACUUGGAUUAAGUAAUCCCUGUGUCAGAACUAAAAUGGGGUUAAAAGUCAGUUUAAUUACUGUAUGAGGAUGGAAAAUCUUAAGGGGAGGAUAACAGUUCAAAGCAUUUCACAUUUUAUUGAAGCCAUAGUCUACAGAGUUUUUGUUCCUUUACGGGUUCAGUGGAAUUUAACUUUCUGAGAAGCCUUGCAGCAAAGUCGCAUCAGUAAUAUCACUGGUGGGUCAUAAACGUAGGGAAAAGUCAAAUUUGUCCCAGAGUGGCUCUACUGCAAAAAGAGGCAGUGAUCCAGAGGGCCUCGAUGGCAAGAAUUAGGGCUGUGCUAGAUCAACUCUGUUGCAGGAUGUAGGUGUUCUCCAGAGGAACUCCUAUCACAAGAGACGGGAGGUAUCCCAAGCACUAGGAAAAAUUUGCAGCUGUUAUUGCUGAAUUCUCAGCUUCCCAACCACAAAUUCCUCAUGAUUAGGGGGCUCCACAAUGCCCGUGAAGCUGCCCUUCCAUGUUGUUUGCUGUAACCAUCUGCCCAGAGCACUGUGACAGAGUGGCCAAGCAACAUAAGGAGACCAGGCUCCAGCAUCUAGCAUCUCCCCAGCAGAAAGAAAUCUCAUGUUCUGAUGAAUGGGAGUGAUUUUGAACAUGAGUCACUCGCCAUAGACUAUCCUUCCUCUUUAAAUGGUAACUUUAUAUGCAAAUUAGAUGCCAUUAUACCAUUUUGUACAUACUUUUGCAUUUAAUUUCCAUUUCUGAAUUGAAGUGCUUAAAGUGUAUUGAGGUCUUUUGUGUACCUUAACAUUAUAAAAUCAUUUAGCAAUCUGUCAAAUCCAGUAGGUGGUCAUUUUACAUUAUUACAUCUAGCUAGCAGAAAUGAGCUCUGUGGAAAGCACUGAAGCUUCUUGAUCAGUGGUAUGGUCAUGGUCAUGAUCAUCCCAGUUGUUUCACCAGGUCAUCCAACAACUUUUUUAAAUGUAUUGUCCUUGAUACGACAGUCAUAUUUGGAGUUUCCAUCUUUUUUAUAUAUGAACAUUGGAUUCCCUGUCUUGGUUCCAUUCCCAUUGCUUUUAGCAAGACCAAACAUAAUGUAGAGUCUGGCAAGCCACAGUGUUAGUGGGUUCUUCGCAUUAAGAAAACUAAGAGCAUUGAAAGUAAGUGGAAAGACAUGUCAGGAAUCAUUACGGUACAGAGUAGACAGUCUGUGAGGCCAGUCACCCUAUUUUCUUUUUUGAUUUUCUUUCCUUCGACACUCGGUGGUCAAAAGCUGUUUUUGAAAUCAUACAAAGCACUUUUUCUAAAACAAGAAAGAUGACAGAAGGCUACCUCAGGAUGGAGCCGUGAGAGUUUAUAUCAUGUCGAUGCACCUCUUCACAUGUUGUUAUAUUAACAAUCUGCUAACUGUUCCUGUGAGAUGAGAUACAGACCAUUACCUAGUAAGAACCACCAGUCUAACCUCAAUCAGUAUUGAGCCCAGUUGCUGAGGUUGCCAAGUAUAACUGUUCAUAUAUUUGUCCAGUUGAUGGUUGUCUCUUAAAAAACAAAGUAUCUGUUUUGUACCAAGAGCUAUUUGUGAAAUCAUAAGAACAUGUUGAGUGAGAAAACUGUUCCAAUGGAAUUCUUGUUUGGGAAUGCAUUUUCCCCCCAGAGCUGAAAAAGAAAACUUUGAAAUAUUUCAAUUGAAAAUCAGAAUGUGGGGAGCCAGGGUAAUUAUAAUAAAAAGGAGUAAGUUGUCAAGAAUACUCAGCCUAUUUGCUGCUUUUUUAAUCUAGUUUCUCAUUGAUGUGUGUUCCUGAUGCACUCACUCUCUCCCAUUCCACUAUCACGGUCUUAUUGAAACUUCUUAUUCUGCAAAUUCCUUCAUAAUCUGCAGAAAGAUAUAUUUUUCUCUCUUUGAAAGCUGACAAGGUGCUAUAAUUAUUUAACCAUUAACCUAUGUAGGCAAUAUAUAAAUAUAUACAUAUAAUUUUUUUAAUUAGUUGCAUUCAGAUAGAUAACAUUUGUAUGAUGCAAGUAUAUUUUAAUUUAGUAACUCUUUUUGCAAAUUAUUUUCUCAUAUUAGUUGUUGUUUUCUGUUCUUAAUGAUCCAAUUUGCAAAAAUCUAAAGUCCUCCAGGGAGAUGUGCACUUUUCCAAAACUUUGUACUAUGCACUGCCCUCGUGAUUCUACACCCAAAAUUACAUGCUACUUGAACCCUUGUGUAACUUCCGCGUUCACUCUAGGUAUGUAUGUAAAUAACACGGAACUUUAAGAGAAAAAGGUCGUUGCAAUGAUACCCAAAUACUCUGACAAAUCUCCCGAUGGCUUCACGUUCUACGCCCAUCUUGUUCUGUGAAUUUUUUUUCCCAUUCAAGCUUAGAGUGCUUGGUUUUAUUUUCAAAGUAUAACAGACUGUGUUCACUGCUCUCAUUUGAAUGCAUAGAUUGAACAAAAUAAAAUGUAACAUGGCUUGUUCAAAGAAUCAUACAAUUACCUCUAGUAGUUAACAUAAAUGUUUUACAGAUUGAAAGGCGUGCUUUUUAUUUUCUUACUUAGGUUACAUUGGUGGCAAAAAGUCUGUAAGAAAAUCAGUUAUUUGCUGACACAAGUUCCAUUUGUUACAAAUGAAUUCUAAUAAAAAUGUCAGUGUUAUGCA